GCAGCCUCAGCACCAUCCGUCCGUCCAACCUGAGCGGAGAAGAGGAGACCCAAGGGGAGAUGGGCUCCCAGGUUGUGCAGACCCUGCGUCAGGGCGUCUGGGCAUCCGUGACCGGCGGCUGGUACCACGAUCCGGACCAGAACAAAUUCAACAACUCCUGCCACCUCUAUCUGUGGAUAUUUCUCCUGAUGUUACCCCUGUCUCUCCAUCUGGCCCUGCCCCCUACCACCAUGGCUUUGAGCAUCUACUGCACCUCCAUCACGGUCUUCUUCAUCUUCAUCAAGCUGGCCAACUACCGGCUGCACCUGAUGUUCGACGAGGGCGAGGCGGUGGUCCGCAGCAGCGUCUCCGACCUCAGCAAGGCGCCGGAGAAGAAGAGUAACGCGUCGGAUUCCUGCCUGCCCGCCGGCAUAAGGAAGAGCAGCACGGUCCCAGGCGGCGUUGCCAUGACGAUGUUGCCUCUGAAACGUACCAGUCCGGUGAUCCAGGUGACAGUGAAACAGACUGAAACCGACCCGGGACUGAUCGGGGUGGACUGUUUGAAGUCGGACGAGGAGGGGAAGACGGCGGAAGGACAGGGUGAAAGUGCUGCAGGCGAGAGUUCGGCGGAGGGAGGCCUGCACCCAAGCCCCUCUCCAGAUGACCUCUCCAGCCCCAAUCCAGACCAGGCCGCCCCGCUGCUGCAGGCCCAGCAGAGGACCCCGUCCCGAACGGACAAGGAAGAGAAGCGGCCCGGAUCUGUGAGCGGGACGGGGAAGGUGGACGCGGACGUAAUAGAAACUGUGGCUGUGAAAGACGGAGGGGACACCCAGGGCUCGCUGGAGGGCCGAGAGCCUUCAGAGCAGCAAAAGACGGCCCAGAAGGAGGCGGACGGAGCGGAGGACCGCGACGGCAAAGACAGUGCGGGCGGGGAGACGACGGAUGAAGGUCUGCCCCCCUCCAAGGGGAGCGAAGACUCCAGCGAGGAGGAGAGCGAGGGGCGAAAAGAGCCCCCGGACGCCAACAACAACAACUCACUGGGGCCCCCCCAGGAUCGGCAGAUUGAAUUCAUCGACACCCCAGAUUCUCCCACGCAGGCCGAGCCGGUGGAGGAGACGUACUGCUCCGAUGAGAUCGAGGUGGUCCUUGUGGACAGCUCGGGAUCGGGCCCGGCGUCGGCCCACCUGGAGGACAGCGACGCGGUGAAGAUCAUCAUCACCAUGAGCUGCGACCCGCAGACCGCCGCUCAGCUGGAGGAGAGCGUCAAGCAGAGCCUUCUGCAAAACGCACAGGCUCAGAAGGCUGCAGGAGAGUGUCACAUCAAGAUCCCCGUCAUCACCUUUGACUCCCCCGAGAAGGAGAAGCAGGAGGCGAAAGAGAGCGAGGAAGCGGCCGACUCCGAGGACGACCCCGCCCCGAAAGGGCGACGGGCCGCCAGCCAAAGCGACGCGUUCCACCUGUGCAGAGAAACCCCCGCCCCCGAGCCCACCGCGCCGGAGGCCCCGGACCCGGAGCGGGGACGCCCCGGCGUCCAGAGGGCCGACGACGGCACGCAGAGCCCGCAGCUGACCCACGAUAACAGCUCGUCGGGCAUCGACGUCCACUCGCAGCGCGACGACACCGACCCCCUGGACGCCAACGUGGAUUUGGAGGGGUUUCUGCGUCUGCCGCCGGCUCUGGGGCGCCACGGGCCCGGGGGGAGGACCCACAUCCGCGGGCUGAGCGUGGACAGCGGGAAGGACGCCGUGCUGCUCUCCGACCGCUCGCACGUCACAACCAUGACCAGUUCCAAGUCGGAUCUGGAGGCGAAGGAGGGCCAGAUUCCCAACGAGUCCAACUUCUUGGAGUUCGUGUCCUUGUUGGGCUCCCUGAGUACCAGAGGGGGGGGCGGAGGAGCCGGCAAACCGGAAGACGAGAGGCCGCAGCGCAAAGAGGACGUCGCAGAUGAAGAGAACCUGAGCGUGACCUGCGGACAAGACGAUACGAUAACGGGGAGCAACGCGGAUGACAAACCGGAGCGACCGAAGCCGCCCACCAGUCUGCCCACCGACCCGCCGAAGGCCUCGCCACCCACGCAGAUCCCCAUAGUGUCCCCAGACAGUCCGCAAACAGACAGGGAGAAGGAUCCGGACUACGACUCGCUGCCUUCACAGACCUCUCAGUCGGAGAGCUCCAUGCUGCAGGUCAUCUGUAGACCAGAGGCCACCAACAAAGAAGAUGCCUACACCUUCCACACUGUACACAGAGACCGGCCUCGUAAGCUGUAUGCAGAGAGAGCUCUCAACCUGCCGCUGGGAGCCGAGCUCAUCACCGGCAACAUGUGUGACCUGCUGUCUACUUCGUCCAACUCGGAGUGUCAGGACGCCCUGGUCGGCGGUCACGCUGACUGCCCCUUCCAGCGACGCAUCAUCCCCGCUCACAGGCUUCGGCCUCGAAGGACGCACCCGGAGAUAUUUCAGGAAGAGGACUCUUUGGACGAGUCGUCGGAGACGUCCACCCAGGAGAAACCGACCCGCAAGAUUUAUUACAAACUCAAACUGUUUCCCGGGAAGGUGGUCGACCUUUUGUACGACCGGCUCACGCUGCUGGCUCUCCUGGACAGAAACCAAGACGUCUUGGAGAAUCUGGUUGCAGUCUUCAUGGCCUUUCUGGUCUCCUUCCUGGGAUUUGUGCUCCUCAACCACGGUUGCUUCAAAGACUUCUGGGUCUUCCAGUUCUGCCUGGUCAUCGCCAGCUGCCAGUAUUCCCUACUGAAGAGUGUUCAACCAGAUGCAGCCUCACCAACACACGGUCACAACCAGCUGGUGGCCUACAGCCGGGCGGCGUACUUCUGCAUAUUCUGUGCUCUGAUCUGGAUGCUGGAGCAGCUGCUGAGGAGGAAAGACCUGCCCGUCUCCACCCUGUACGGAGUCACCAUCGUGUGCCACGACGCGCUGCGCUUCCUGCGGGACCUGCUAGUGGGUUUCACCUACUGCUUCCCGAUCACCUUCCUGGUGGGCCUUUUCCCUCAGAUCAACACCUUCACCAUCUACCUGCUGGAGCAGAUCGACAUGCACCUUUUCGGAGGGACAGCUGCUACGAGCCUCACCUCUGCAGUCUACGGCAUCCUCCGCAGCCUCAUCGCGCUCUCACUGCUCUACGGCUUCUGCUUCGGAGCGCUCAAGGAGCCGUGGGAUGAGCAGCACACCCCAGCUCUGUUCUCUGGUUUCUGUGGCCUUUUGGUGGUCUUCUCAUAUCACCUCAGCCGGCAGAGCAGCGACCCGUCCGUGCUACUAGCUCUGGUUAAGUCAAAGAUCAUGCCCCCUUUGGUGGAGAGUGAGGAAGAGGAGGCGGAAGAUGCAGAAAGUAAAGACCCACUGCCGGAGAAGCUGCAGAACUCCAUGAAGGAGGUUCUGCUGUCGGAUGUAGUCGUGUGCUCUGUUGCUUACAUCCUAACCUUCGCCAUCACUGCGAGCACCGUGUUCCUGUCCCUCAAGCCCUUCGUGACCAUCGUGCUGUACGCGCUGGCGGGGACUGUGGGGUUCGUGACCCACUACCUGAUCCCCCAGCUGAGGAAGCACCACCCUUGGUUGUGGAUUUCUCAUCCGGUUCUCAAGACCAAGGAGUACCACCAGUUUGAGCCCAGAGAGGACGCCGUGCUGAUGUGGUUCGAGCGGCUGUACGUGGGGCUCCUGUGCUUCGAGAAGUACGUGGUGUACCCGGCCAUCGUGCUGAGCGCGCUCACUAACGACGGCUUCGCCCUCAGCCACCGCAAGAAGCUGGGGAUCCACUGCGACGUUCUCCUGACGACCGUCGCUGGGCUGAAGCUCCUGCGCUCCUCCUUCUGCGACCCCAGCUUCCAGUUCCUCACCCUCCUCUUCACGCUCGUCUUCUUCCACUUCGACUGUCCGCGCGCCUCCGAGAGCUUCCUGCUGGAUUUCUUUCUCAUGUCUAUUGUUUUCCACAAGAUGCGCGAGCUUCUGCUGAAGCUCCACUUCAUCCUGGUUUACAUCGCUCCCUGGCAGAUCGCCUGGGGCAGCGCUUUUCACGCCUUCGCUCAGCCUUUCGCAGUGCCUCACUCCGCAAUGCUGCUGCUCCAGACUCUGCUCACCACCAUCUUCUACACUCCGCUGGCUCCCUUCCUGGGCAGCGCAAUCUUCAUUUCCUCCUAUCCGAGGCCCAUCAGGUUCUGGGAGCGAAACUACAACACAAAGCGCAUCGACAACUCUAACAGCAGAUUAGUGUCCCAAGUAGAUAAAGAGACAGGAUGCGACGACAGCAACCUCAACUCCAUCUUUUACGAGUACCUGACGCGCUCGCUGCAGCACUCGCUCUGCGGCGACCUCACGCUGGGCCGGUGGGGGAACUACAGCGCCGGGGACUGCUUCAUCCUGGCUUCCGACUACCUCAACGCCCUGGUCCACCUCGUGGAGAUCGGCAACGGGCUGGUCACCUUCCAGCUGAGGGGCCUGGAGUUCAGAGGUACCUACUGCCAGCAGCGGGAGGUGGAGGCCAUCACGGAGGGGGUGGAGGAGGACGACGCGUGCUGCUGCUGCGAGCCGGGUCACCUGCCCCACAUGCUGUCGUGCAACGCCGCCUUCAACCUGCGCUGGCUGGCCUGGGAGGUGAUGGCCACCAAGUACCUGCUGGAGGGCUACAGCAUCAGCGAGAACAACGCCGCCACCAUGCUGCAGGUGUACGAUCUCCGAAAGCUGCUCAUCACCUACUACCUGAAAAGUAUCAUCUACUACCUGAUCCACUCCCCCAAACUGUCCACCUGGCUCAAGGACGCCGGCGUCCAGGAGGCGCUGCAGUCCUACACCAAGUGGCACCACAUAGAGCGCGACCCCCAGGUCUUCAGCGUGAAGAUCGACGAGGACUACGUGCACUGCUUGCAGGGCGUGACGCGGGCCAGCUUCUGCAACGUCUACCUGGAGUGGAUCCAGCACUGUGCCGGGAAGAUGGAGACGGCUGUGGACAGCGACGAAGACUCCCCUUUAGUGACGCUGUCUUACGCUCUCUCCGUCCUGGGGAGGAGGUCCCUCGGAACGGCGUCACACAACAUGUCCAACAGUCUGGAAUCAUUUCUGUACGGCUUCAACACCCUGUUUAAAGGAGACUUCCGCAUCGCCACCAAAGACGAGUGGGUUUUUGCUGACCUUGACCUCCUGCAGAAGGUGGUGGCUCCGGCGGUGAGAAUGAGCCUCAAGCUGCAUCAGGAUCACUUCACCUGCCUGGAGGAGACGGAGGAGGCCUCCAUCCUGUACGAAGCCAUCACAAACUACCGCAGCAGCCUGGUCAUCUGCCACGAGAGCGACCCGGCGUGGCGCAAGGCGGUGCUGUCCAGCCGCGACACGCUGCUCACCAUGAGACACAUGAUCGACGACGGCACGGACGAGUACAAGAUCAUCAUGCUGUACAAGCGCCACCUCAGCUUCAAGGUCAUCAAGAUCAACAAGGAGUGCGUGCGAGGCCUGUGGGCCGGCCAGCAGCAGGAGCUGGUGUUCCUGCGGAACCGAAACCCGGAACGAGGCAGCAUCCAGAACUCCAAGCAGGCGCUGAGGAACAUGGUGAACUCGUCCUGCGACCAGCCGCUGGGUUACCCCAUGUAUGUGUCACCACUAACGACGUCGUAUGCGGGGACACACCGGACGCUCCGCAGCAUCGGAGGAGGCGCCCUGAGCCUGGACGCCAUUCGAUCCUGGCUCUGCUCCAAAUGGUUACGGGUGCGCAAGGACAACCUGACCAGCUGCAACAGCGGCGUGAACAUGGAGGACGUGGACUGCGGGGCCGGCGGUUCGUCCUCGCUGAGCCAGAACCGCCCGUCCUCCGUCACGUCCAACAGCCUGAGCCUCUACCAGCACAGAGCCCGAACGACACACAGCCACAGGCACCACAGCACGGCCAGGAGAGAGUACCGCAGUCGUUCAGUGCAGCCUCAGAGUCAGCGCCCCCCCGUCAGCAGCCAAUCAGGACCCAUCCUGGACUCGGGCUCCAACCACGGGCUCGUCCAGCGCCUGUCCAACAGUCAGCUGUCGUUUAAUACAUCCAUAGCCUCUAUAUUCUCCCAGGUCCCUCGUCUCUCGGGAGCAGGCGGGAUCGGCUCGCAGCUCCAGGCGGCGCAGCAUCAGCAGCGCUCCAGCCAGGUCUCCUCGUCCUCGUCCACUCUCAGCCUGCUGUUCGGGAAGCGCAGCUUCUCCAGCGGCCUGGUCAUCUCCGGGCUGUCCGCCGCCGAGGGCGGCAACACCACCGACACGCAGUCUUCUUCGAGCGUCAACAUCGCCAUGGGGCCCUCGCAGUCCAGCAGCAGAGCCACACAGUGGACAUCAGAGCCAUAUGAGAGUAUAGACGCGUCCUACUCCAACGCCGCCGUCACGUUGAAAGACGGCGCGCAGUCACGUGACCGAGGCUGCGGCCUGGGAUUGGAUGAGACGCAGGAGGACUCGGCGUCCGUCUCAACCGCUCCGGAAGCGACUGACCAAAAGACUGUCUGAGACUGAGACAACACACACGCACACACACACACACGUGCCCGCAUACAGGGAGGACUGUAUGAAGAGCUAAAGCGUACACACACACAUACAGACAGAUUGUAUGAGAAAGCACCCAUGCACACGAACCUGCCUCUUCUCCUGUCUUCAGCAUGUGGUCUCACCUCGUUGUCUGAAUGUAAAACUGAGUCUGAAAACAUCAUCUUGGAUCCGGUCGAUGAAAUAAAGACAUUUUUAAAUGAG
Messenger RNA from Pungitius pungitius (ninespine stickleback), 6692 nucleotides. RefSeq names its product pecanex 2 (gene pcnx2). Gene Ontology annotation, cellular component: membrane. The record is from RefSeq and is a predicted model, not a curated record. NCBI's taxonomy places the organism in Eukaryota, Metazoa, Chordata, Actinopteri, Perciformes, Gasterosteidae.